GUACCGGUGUACUAUGUUGUUUUCGUUGUGCACAUUGUUUAUUGUGCCUCUAUGUCAAGCGCAUUUUAAGGGAUGGUUUUGGGGAGGUGGAGGUGGUGGAUCUAGUGGAGUAACGGCGAAGAAGAUAGCAGACAAGGCAUACAGUCAUAAGGACAGUACUGAAUGGGCAUUUGGAGGUUGUAAAGGAGGCAAAAAAUUCUGCAAUGCAAAUAAAUGCAAUCUGUUUGUAAACGAUGUGCUGAAAAGUGUUGGUGCAACUGUUCCUAAGAGAUAUACUUGGUGGUAUUCUCCAAUUAGUGCAAACGACUGGGGAAAUCCGAAUUCAAGCAGUGUUAAGAGCACAGGAUGCUACACUUUAAUCAGCAGUUUCCGGUCUAAACAACGUGGUGAUGUAAUUGCUUUUCCAGCAUCGAGCGGUAGCGGUCACGUUGGAAUUGUGUAUAAUGGCUUUACAUACAUCAGCGCUGGUAAUAAUAAAGUAAACAAGAAAGGAUAUCCUAGCGGAAAAGAAACAACCAUCUGGAGAUACAAGUAUAACAGCAGCAAAUGUUAAAUUGCAAUUAUAGUACUGCCUAAAAAUUUCAUUUUAUUCACUUCUUUCUGAUUUUCGUUUUAAAUUUAUUUUACAAGAGUUGAUAAUGUUGACCUUCUUUUGUUAAAUGUUUAAAACACAUGUAAUUAAGAAAGAUCUUCUUGAUUUGUUUUUUUUUUUUUAUUUAUCAAAUAGUAAAACAAAUCCUGUUUCAUAUAAUAACUGCAGUUUCAAAUGCAAAUGUUUAUCAAUAAAAUAUCAGUAUUCAGCUAUA
Molecule: messenger RNA, 806 nt
Organism: Mytilus trossulus (common blue mussel)
Lineage: Eukaryota; Metazoa; Mollusca; Bivalvia; Mytilida; Mytilidae
Exons: 3
Coding region: 14-553 (179 amino acids)
Source: RefSeq, a predicted model, not a curated record